AUGAACAACCAAAGCCCUGCAGGCGGCCAUCGCGCCACGCAGUCGGUGUCUGUCGGGUCGCGCACUUCGCGGUCGAGCAUGGACCGGCUGCGGUCGCUCGGGCACAGACUCUCUUUCUCGAAGCACUCGCUGCCGAACCCUCCUCCGUACAGCAACCUGUCGACGUCGCUGAAAGUGCAGCAGACGGCGGAAGAGACGGUGGAGUACGACCCGGAGGACCUACUGGGGUCGUCGGAGUCGGACUACGAGGAGGAGAACCUGAAGAAGGAGGAGGACGAGAAGGACUACUGCGAGGGCGGAUACCAUCCGACGUACGUGGGCGAGCGGUACGGCACAGAGAAACAGUACCUGAUUGUGCGGAAACUUGGGUGGGGCCACUUCUCGACGGUGUGGCUCGCGUACGACUCGAAGCACCACCGCCACGUCGCGAUCAAGAUCGUGCGGUCGUCCAAGAACUACCGCGAGGCAGCCCUCGACGAGAUCAAGAUCCUGGAGAAGAUCGCGGGUGGCCCGGAGUACCACCCCGGCAAGAAACACAUUGUGCGCAUGCUCGACCACUUCGUCCACACAGGCCCCAACGGCGAGCACAUAUGCAUGAUUUUCGAGGUUCUUGGCGAAAAUAUGCUCAGCCUGCUGCUGCGCUACAAGCAGUUCCAGAAGGAGAAAACCGAGGAGUACAGGAAGACCUCCAUUUCGUACGACGAGAACAUGUCGUCCGCGUCCGUGGAGCAGCACAUCCACACCAUCAACGACCUCACCAUCCUGAAGGAGAGCUACGGCGGGCUGCCGCUGACGCUGGUGAAGCAGAUCGCCAAACAGCUGCUGCUGGCCCUGGACUACCUGCACCGCGAGUGCGGCAUCAUCCACACCGACAUCAAGCCGGAAAACGUGCUGGUGGAGAUCAACGACGUGGAGAAACUCGUGCAGAUCCUGGAAAAGGACCGCAAGGACAGGCGACUGUCGCGGCUGAUGACGUCGCGCAGCCACCAGAACUCGGACGUCGGCAAGGCCGACCGCUCGCGCUCGGUGUCGCACCGUCCCAAGCCGAUCCGCUCGUCCAAGCCGCUCACGUCGCCGAUCGAGACGCGCGGCUCGGUCGACAACUUCUUCCGUUCCUUCUCUUUCAGCCAGCGCAGAACAGGCUCCCACGAUUCGCUCCCCCACAUAAAGAGCGAGUCUACCUCCACGCUAAACUCGGCCCCCGUGGUGCCACCGCCCGCGGCCAGCCCGGCCCAGGCGAUCCCCGAAGAGGAGGAAUCGUCCGAGGAAAACGAAGAGUUUGUCGACGCCGCGGAGCUGCCCGUGCCUUUCCCGGAACCGGCCGCGUCGACCCCACGGCGUGCAACGUCGCUCAAUAAUGAAUCGCACCAGCCCUUGUCGCGACGCGAGUCCGUUCUGUCCACGGUGUCGCGACAGUCCUCGACCGCCACCACGUCCGUCGACUUCGACUCCAUCAUCUCGGUCAAAAUCGCCGACCUGGGGAACGCGUGCUGGACCAAUUUGCAUUACACCAACGACAUCCAGACACGCCAGUACAGAGCUCCCGAAAUUAUCUUGGGGGGCAAGUGGGGGUGCUCGACGGACCUGUGGUCGCUGGGGUGUUUGAUCUUCGAGCUCAUCACCGGCGACUAUCUGUUUGACCCAAAGACAGGAAGCACAUACAACAAGAACGACGACCAUCUGGCGCAAAUUAUCGAGUUAUUACAGAUCUGGCCGUCCAAGGACUACUUAAAGAAGUGCAAGUACUCUCGCGAGUUUUUCGACAAGUCCUUCCAAUCGCUCAAAAACAUCUCAAAGCUCAAGAUUUGGACACUUCAUGCUGUGCUCGUGGAGAAAUACCACAUCGAAGAACCUCUCGCUUACGACAUAUCCAAGUUUCUACUGGCGAUGCUUGAGUUCGAGCCCAAGCGGCGCAUAGACGCGGGGUCCCUAAGCAAUCACCCCUGGCUCGCGGACUGCUUGGCAGAGGAGCACGUGGACCGCGAGUUUGGGCUGCGGGGACAGGACAUCAAGGGAUGGGCCAGUGAAUGGAGCGAGUAG
Molecule: messenger RNA, 2040 nt
Organism: Ogataea haglerorum
Lineage: Eukaryota; Fungi; Ascomycota; Pichiomycetes; Pichiales; Pichiaceae
Exons: 1
Coding region: 1-2040 (679 amino acids)
Biological process (GO): regulation of mRNA processing; protein phosphorylation; spliceosomal complex assembly
Molecular function (GO): protein kinase activity; ATP binding
Source: RefSeq, a predicted model, not a curated record